AUGGACAUGACAAAUAGGAGCAGAGCUGAUCUUGCUCUCCCAAGCCCACAAGAAUCCUCCAGUGUGCCUGAAUCUGAACUCACCGGAUUAUCUCCCCGUGAUAAUGCCUCACAGAGGAAGUCAGCCUCAUCCCCGCCACAACAUACAUGGCUGACAUUUUUGAAAAAAGAGCUGGAAUUCCUUGGGGCCACACAAAUUCUAACUGGUUUGAUAUGCCUUUGUUUUGGAACAAUUGUCUGCUCUGUAAUCAAUAUUUCAGACUUGGAGGUUGACAUUUUUUCAUCGUUUAAAGCAGGUUAUCCAUUCUGGGGAGCCAUGUUUUUUUCUAUAUCUGGAUUUUUGUCAAUUAUAUCUGAAAAUAAAAAUGCGAUAUAUCUGACAAGAGGACGCCUGGGGGCAAACACUGUCAGCAGUAUAGCUGGGGGAACAGGAAUCGUCAUCCUGAUCAUUAACCUAAAGAAGAGCUCGGCUUAUAUCGACAUUUGCCAGACAUCUUCUGAGAUUGAUGGCUGCUUUUUGGCUUCUUUUUCCACUGAAAUUGUGGUGAUGAUACUAUUCCUCACCAUUCUGGGGUUUUGCAGUGCGGUGUCACUCACAAUCUAUGGAGUUGGAGAAGAACUCAAGGAAAAUAAGGUUCCAGAUGAUCGUCUUUAUGAAGAAUUAAAUAUAUAUUCAACAAUUUACAGUGAGUUGGAAGAAAGAGAAGAAAUGUCUCCUCCCACUGAAUUAUAA
Molecule: messenger RNA, 732 nt
Organism: Carlito syrichta (Philippine tarsier)
Lineage: Eukaryota; Metazoa; Chordata; Mammalia; Primates; Tarsiidae
Gene: MS4A2
Product: membrane spanning 4-domains A2
Exons: 7
Coding region: 1-732 (243 amino acids)
Biological process (GO): cell surface receptor signaling pathway
Cellular component (GO): plasma membrane; external side of plasma membrane; Fc-epsilon receptor I complex
Source: RefSeq, a predicted model, not a curated record